AUGGCAGCUGUAGCCGCCAACAACCAAGGAACAUCGCUCGAUAUCCGAGUUGAGGACUUCCUGGACGAUAAGCUUCAGUCUACUUCCGACCUUGAGGAUCUCGACACACUUAUCGCAAAUGUUGAGCUUCAACGAAACCAGCUGCAAUUACAGUUAGAUACAGCUGUGAAAGAGCUCGAAGAGACCCGACGCACUGCCGACGAUCGCCAGGGGUCACUUGCUGCUCGCAUAGAAGAGUUUCAAAAGCUUCAAGAGAGCAUUGAUCUUCGUGCUCAGAUCUAUGCUGCCUCGGAUGCCCCAGAUCAGGCCAUCGAACGCCUAAAAGCGCCUAUGAACAAGAUUAAGGCCGUUGAGCGUGCCCAGAGAUACCUUGUUCUCUUGCAAGACGCUGAAAAAUUUCGAGCAGAGGCGAGAUCAUUCUUGCCUCAGAACCCCAAAGCUUCAUUGGAGCCUUAUAUCAAGUUGAAACAGCAUGUUCAAAAGCUACAAGGCCUACCUGGCCAAGAGGGCCUUCACCUCGUUGCAUAUGCCGAAGCCGUGGCCGCUUCACUUUGGGAUGAGAUCAAAUCUACUAUGUCCGGGGAACUUGAGGCCGUCUUGAAGCAGAGGAAGUGGCCCAAGAUUGACACCCAUGUACAGAUGGACGAGGAAUGGGUUAAUUGCAUAGAAAAGCUCAUCGAUCUUCAAAGGCCGGAAAUAGCACACACUGACAAGCUUGUCACGUUGCUACCGUUUGAAAUCAUGGCCUCCAUCUUUGUCUCCGAGUUUCGCUUCCAUUUCCUUAGCGACAAGCCAACCAGCGGUGCCCAGGCAUUUGGAACUCAUUGCCUCCCAUGGUUUAUCGCGCUGGUCGAGAAAUGGGAAGAUUUCUUCCGGGAUAAUCUGGGCUACUUACUAGCAGAGAAGUUCCGGGACACUGCUGUAGCGACCAACCUGGCUUAUAUCGACCCUGUUUCUGCCUUUAUUACCUCGCUCCUCCCAGUGCUGAAGGAGAAAACCUCAUUAGUUGCACUCGAAGCUAUCAAGAGCCCCUCCUUUCUCAGCAGUUUAAUGUCGCAACUCAUGGCAUUUGACGAGAAUGUUCGCUACAAGUUUAACUACGACGGCGGCGAUGUUGAGAACGGAUGGUCUGGCUUGACCGCAUACAUACUGGAUGACCACUUUGAUACGUGGUUCGAGGCCGAGAAAGAUUUCGCCCUUGAGAGAUAUAAUACUAUUAUGGAGUCACAAGAUGCCCGCAAUAUCGAUUAUGAUUAUGCGCUCCAGGGCAAGAUGAAGCCAACAUAUGCUGCUGUGCGUGUCACUGAUCUUCUGCGGUCUGUGACAAGUCAGUACGAGAGAGUACGUACCUUUAAGCACAAAAUUCGCUUCUUGAUCGGCAUUCAACUUGAAAUCUUGGAUGCUUAUCACGACCGCCUUCGAGACUCACUCCAGGCUUAUCAGAGCAUGUCUACGACCUUUGGCCGCACUUUGGCUGCGAAUAAGGAGGACCUUGCUAUUCUAGAGGGUACAGGUGGUUUCGAGGUACUCUGCAAAGUGAUUGGCAGCGCUGAUCAUAUUGUGAAUACUCUGAAAGACUGGAGCAACGAAGAGUUCUUUGUCUCUUUGUGGGAUGAACUCCAGACUCGAGCAUUGCACAGAUCUAGCCAGGGCAACAAUAUUACGAGUACCAUGAGCUACGAUGAUGUGAAGGAUCGCACAUCUACAGCAGUGGGAGAAAAACAUGAAGAUGGGGCUCUAUUUGAUGAGACAGCGAGUGCCUAUAACAUGCGACGCAAGGCUGCUCAAGAACUUCUCGUGGGCGCUUUGGUCGAGUCGCACAAUAAAGCCUUCCGAGCAUACACCAACCGUGUUCAAUGGACAACUGUCGGUGAAACUGCUAUCCUUGGUAAGUUCGCAUGCCGUGCUGUUCCCAACAUAUUGGCUAACACGGUAGCAGAUGAGCUUGCUAUUACGCCAGAACUUGAUGAGCCACUUCGCAUCCUCCAGCGCAACUUUGACUUUCUCAUCAGAGCUCUUUCGACUGCAGUGUUUCGCCGCGUCUGCCGAGAAGCCCUUGUCGAGCUUCAAGAUUAUCUAUGGCAAAGUGUCCUUAUGCGCCAGUCGUUCACCACUUACGGUGCAGCCCAGUUCCGUCGCGACGGCGCUGCCUUGGUUUCUACUAUCGAACGCUACAUUCCCAAUGGUUCAUCUGUCCUUGAUAACUUGACCGAGGGUAUGCAGCUCCUGAGUCUUCCGGUUGAAGCGGGCGAGACGAGUGGCUUGACACUCAAGGAAGCCAGCGAUCGAGUCUUCGCUGACAACGAAGAGGCGCGCAAGGUACUAGAGGAACUACAUCUUGAAGGGCUGUCACCGCAAGGUGCAAGAAACAUUCUGCAGCGUCGUGUAGAGAACAACGAGAACGUAGGGUGGUAA
Messenger RNA from Fusarium musae, 2415 nucleotides. RefSeq lists its product as uncharacterized. The coding region runs from base 1 to 2415 and encodes 804 amino acids. Gene Ontology annotation, cellular component: Dsl1/NZR complex. The record is from RefSeq and is a predicted model, not a curated record. NCBI's taxonomy places the organism in Eukaryota, Fungi, Ascomycota, Sordariomycetes, Hypocreales, Nectriaceae. The transcript is spliced from 2 exons. Gene Ontology annotation, biological process: regulation of ER to Golgi vesicle-mediated transport; retrograde vesicle-mediated transport, Golgi to endoplasmic reticulum; endoplasmic reticulum to Golgi vesicle-mediated transport.